Molecule: messenger RNA, 1879 nt
Organism: Chelonus insularis
Lineage: Eukaryota; Metazoa; Arthropoda; Insecta; Hymenoptera; Braconidae
Gene: Psn
Product: presenilin
Exons: 4
Coding region: 228-1718 (496 amino acids)
Biological process (GO): amyloid-beta metabolic process; negative regulation of apoptotic process; protein processing
Cellular component (GO): apical plasma membrane; lysosomal membrane; cell surface
Molecular function (GO): aspartic endopeptidase activity, intramembrane cleaving
Source: RefSeq, a predicted model, not a curated record
UUUUGCAAAAUACUAGCAGUAGUUUAAAAAAUUAUUUAUGUAAAUAGUUUUGAUUUUUGAAUAAUUAAAGAACAAAAAUUAGUUAUUUAUUUAGUUUUUUUAAUAUUGUUUCGUAAUUCGAAAGUGAAAUAAUUUCUCAGUUCGAAUAAAUGUAAAGUACGAGCUACUUUUAAAUGUCACUGAUGUGGUUCUAGAAGUCAUCAUUUCCUAAACGGUAAAAUUCUUGAAUGGAUGAAAGUAAUUACGAUUCUCCAGACGAAUAUACAAGCCUGAUGGACGCUCACGUUGCUGAAACACGAACUGAUAGCUCAGGAUUAGUUACUGAGAGGAGAAAAAGACGUUUAAAGACGCCUAAUGAUGAGGCUGGAGCCGUUCCAGAAGUUCGUAUUGAAACACCCAGUUCAUCUUCAUUUUUUGGUGGCUCAAGAGGACUACCUCAACAUCCAGGUCAUGGUGAUGACCCAGGUGAUGGUUAUCAGCAAGAAGAGAUAGAAGAAGGAUUAAAAUAUGGCGCAACACAUGUUAUUAAACUAUUUGUCCCUGUAUCAUUGUGUAUGUUAGUAGUUGUUGCGACAAUCAGUUCUAUCAGCUUCUAUACGACAACAGGAGAAUAUUUGGUAUAUACACCAUUCCAUGAUGAGAAAGCUGAUACGAGCACGAAAGUUUUACAAGCAUUUGCUAAUUCGUUGAUCCUUAUGGGAUUAAUUGCAACCAUGACAGUGGUACUUAUAGUACUGUAUAAAUACAGAUUUUAUAAAGUUAUUCAUGCAUGGUUAAUAAUGAGCUCACUGAUGUUACUCUUCAUUUUUGCGACACUUUAUUGUGAAGAAGUACUAAAAGCUUACAACAUUCCAAUGGACUUUAUUACAUUGUCGAUAGUUUUAUGGAAUUUUGGAGUCGUUGGAAUGAUUUGUAUUCAUUGGCAAGGUCCACUAGCUCUUCAACAAGCAUAUCUAAUUUUCGUAGCUGCAUUGAUGGCACUUGUGUUCAUUAAAUAUUUACCUGAAUGGACUGUCUGGGUGGUUUUAGCGAUAAUAAGUAUUUGGGAUCUUAUUGCUGUAUUAACCCCCAAUGGCCCUCUGAGAGUUCUAGUAGAAAUGGCUCAAGAACGAAACGAAGCAAUUUUUCCAGCACUAAUUUAUUCAUCAACAAUUAUGUAUAGUUUCACUCUUUCCUAUGCUGGCUAUGUUGGUGCUGCGACAAUGGCGAAUGAAGAAUCAGCAGCAGGCGAUGGAGUACGAUCUCCAGCUCGUAUUCAUACACAGAAUGCUACACUUCCUGAUGGUGAAGAAACAGGAUUUACUAGAGACUGGGUUGAUAAUCAUGAAGAAAGAAGUGGAAGAAGAGUAGAUGAAAUGCGUGAAACUGGUGAAACAACAAGAAUUCAAUCGCGUGUACAACCACCCCAAAGUAACCAACCAUCACAAGGAUCACUUUCAGAAGAGGAACGUGGAGUAAAAUUAGGUCUUGGUGACUUUAUUUUCUACAGUGUUUUAGUAGGAAAAGCAUCAAGCUACGGUGAUUGGAAUACAACUCUUGCGUGUUUUGUAGCCAUUCUCAUUGGUUUAUGUCUUACCCUUCUUCUUCUUGCAAUUUUCCAAAAAGCUUUACCUGCACUUCCAAUUUCAAUAACAUUCGGUUUGAUAUUUUACUUCGCAACACGUGUUAUAGUAACACCAUUUGCUGAUAGUUUGGCUAGUGAACAAGUAUUUAUUUAGUUAUAAUUUACAUAAUGAGAAAGACUUACAAGAAUAAUACAAUUAAAUUAGACUUACACAAAAGACUUUUAUGACUUAUAUAGUAAAAUAAUAAAUUGUGUAAAAAAAAGUUUAAAUUUCAUUAAUAAUACUUAAUAAUAAUAAACAACUAAUUAUCUUCA